Messenger RNA from Schistosoma rodhaini, 2220 nucleotides. The record is from the annotation of a GenBank genome assembly. NCBI's taxonomy places the organism in Eukaryota, Metazoa, Platyhelminthes, Trematoda, Strigeidida, Schistosomatidae.
AUAUAUGUAUAGGUAUAUAUGAAAUAGAUAAGAUAUUGAAUACGUUAAUAAAUAGUUAAAUUGGUCAAUUUUUUGGGAAAUGGAUUAGUUAUGAAAUAUAAUUAAGUAUUUAUUUCUGUUUCUAUGCAGAUAUAUUUAUGUUUCCAUGACCGAUAGUAACCAAGUCAUUAGUUAGAUUUGAAUAUAUAGAACAUUUUGGAUAUAUAUAUAUAUAGUUUUUAAAUAAAUUUUUUUAAAAAAAUGCAGAGAUUAUAUACUAAAUCAGUUGCAAAUGUGAAUACAAUUAAUAUAUCUAUUAUUGGUAUGAAUGGUUCCGGGAAGUCAGCCGUGGUCGUCAAAUAUUUAACCCGUCGUUUCAUUGUGGAAUACGCACCUUAUCUGAGUGACAGUUACACAAAAGCUGAUUCAGUCGACGGUCAUGAAUUAACAGUGAAUAUUCAGGAUACAUCUGAUAGUGAUGAAAUUGAUCUAGACGAUAUCAUUAAAUGGUCACAGGCGAUUAUUAUAUUAUUUUCUAUGACAAGUCGCCGAAGUUUCUAUCGUGCACAAGAACUUGUUGAAGCAAUUCAUUCACAAUCUGAAUUAAUGGACAGAAAGCCAAAACUAUCAGGAACUCAACAAUCGAAAUCAAACAAUUCUCAACAAAUAAAUGCAUCAUCAUCUACAUCAUUAAGUAAUUCAUCAGUCUCAACAGUAAAUCCUAAUUCUAUUAUUACACAACACAGUUUAACACAAUCUGGUUCGUUGAGACGUUCAGCUUUAUACACUAUAAAUACUGUCAAACCACCAAGUAUAAUACUUGUUGCAAAUAAAUCAGAUUUGGAACGAUUUCGAUUAGUACAAAAAGCAGAAGCUGAAGAGUUUGCAAAAUCUCAUGGAAUUCCAUAUUACGAAAUAACUGUUACUGAAACCUAUAAAGAAGUGCAAACUAUUUUUCAUGCAGCAGCUCGUCUCUGUCUUCAAUCAAAAGGUUUAAAACCACGUCAAAUGAAUGGACAGGCUACAUCAAGCGGUAAAGGUAUUCUUCCUGGUGGAAAUCCUCCCAGUGUAUUAACAAGUUUAGCAGUGUCACCAAGUCUAUUAUUACAGAAAAAAUCAACAUCUGUAUCACCUAAUCUUGAAGUAAUAACAAGUACAGAAUCUGAGUUGAAUACAACAACAACAACAGGUGGGCCUGCUUCAAUUCUUUCCAAUCUUAAAUUAAGAGCAACUAGUCCUACUUUAGCAACAAGUGGGAUAAAAGCACCAAACUCUAAUAGAUUCAUUGGAUCACAAUCUAUUCUGACUUCAAAACUACCCCCAACACCACCCAACCAAACAGUAACUCAACUUUCUUCAUCUCAACAACAGCAACAACAACAACAACAAACUAAUUCAAAACCUAUAACAACUCAAUCAACAUCAUUAACACAAACAUCAAAUACAUUAUCUCGUAAACAUCAAAGCGUAAGUAAUAGUCCAUCAUCAAUAGAACAACAAACAUCAUCUUUUAUUAUACCAGUUAAUAUGAAUCAAACAAUAACAACAUCACAAUUACAAUUGAAUAAAAAACCACCUUCUAUCACAAUUCCUCAACCAAAAAAAUCCGGUUUAAACUUUAAAUUUUUUUCGAAAAAGAAAUAGUUUAUUAUAAACAUGAAUUUAUAUUUAAUCCAUAUCAUAUUUAAUCAGUAUUUAUGCUCUUUUUCUAUGAUGGAGAUUUGUUCUCUGAACUGAAUGGUUUAGUCUUGGAGCUUUCAUCGUUCCUUCUGAAUGACAUCGUCAGCAUAAAAUUUGGGUCGAAUCACAUGUGGAAAAAUUUGAACACUUCACUUCUAUCUGAAGUUUGUGCUGAUGAUGUUGUUCAGAAGGGAUGAUGAAAGUUCCAUAACCAAACCAUUCAGUUCAGAGGACAAGACUUCAUCAAAAUCAUCCAUUUGAGCUAUAAAUCUUCUCUAUCAUCUCAAGUACAUAUAUUCAUUUAUAAUUUCGUUGUAAUUUCCAAGGAGUUACUAUAACUAUACAUACCUUCUCUUGUUAAUUAAUAUAUAUAAUGGUAUUGUUAAGUAGGUAAACGGGACACUGUACGGAUUCAUCAUUCUACUUAUUACUUCAUUGAGUAUUAUUAUUUUGUAAAUUCUAAUUGUCAUUUAAAACGAUUUUAAAUUGUACAGACAAAAUUCUAUAUCUUUAUUACACUAUUAAUAAUUAUACUAUUAUUAUCAUAUAUAUAUAUGCAAA